AAAAUUAUAGUAUUGAUUAAACAAUGGACCCCUUUAAAGUGCCAAAAAAGGUGAACCGUAAUGUUCUCAAGGCUUUCUCCACCCUCCAAUCGUCACGAACCGAUUUUAUUCGCGUUGUUGAUAUAACUAACCAGGUAAAGAUCCAAAUGCGCAAUUGCGUACCGGUUGCCGAUGUAGAAGGAGCUGUAAAGGAGUCUCUGUGCAACAUGACCAAGCUGGGGAUCCUAAAACGUCUUGGACCGGCCAAGUAUGGACUUAGCUGUCCAGUUUAUGUCCGUCUGGGAAGGGCUCUGCCUAAUCCAACAACAAAUGUACCUGGUAAUCCUGGUACACCAUUGCGACGCGCUGUUCAGAAUGCCCGUCGCAAGCCGAGUUUCGGAAAUUUGAAUCCAUGGAGGCCGGCCACGAAGAUGUUAAGUGAAGAAUCUCUAUCUGGCAAUGAGAUGGACAAGACUCGUAAGAGAAUGCGCAGCAACACCAAGAAGAUUCACAAGCAGAAAAAAGAAGUCGCCCUUCCGCGACAAGGUCCCAAACAGGCCAAAGGCUUCCAGAACCAGAAAUUUAAUGGGAAGGAGGUGAUCAAUAAUAGGAUCAAGGAUGCAAAACCAGGAUCAACUACUACAGCUACUUCGGUUGAAGUUGGUACUUCUUUGCCUGCUGGAAACUGGAAACCACGAAUUCUUCAGGACUUGCCAGCAGUCGUUUGUGACGAAUGUCGCCAUGCCUUUCCCAUAUUAUCCCGGCACUAUGUCAGCCAGUCGAGUUCAACGAGUACGUUAUGUUGCAAUACUCCUAUUGGCUUGAGCGUUAGGCCGACAGGGUACUCAUCUGGAGAGGAAUCCGACGUAGCAAAUGCUUCCGUGCUCGGGCUCUGUGGCAGUCCCUUUCGCUUGCGCAUGGAACAGUCCUUAUCGCCCAGUUACGUCGAGAAUGAAGAGAGAUUACCAAUUUUUCAAGGAGACUCAAUAUUCGAUGGAGCGCAAAGGGGAACAUGUCAGGAACCUAGUUCAAAUACCCAAGAAUUCCAGCCAAUUAAUGUUUUUCAAGAUAAGCCAAAUUCAAUAUCUGAAAAUAACGAUAAUAUUUCAUGUUUAGCAGAAACAAACAGCUUUAAUUCCCCAAAUUUAUUGCCAGUUCCCUUGGAUGUUCAAGGAUCAAUAUCUAAAGAUGCUUCGAGCCCUUUAAAUAUGAAUAGAUCUAUUUCCCAAGGAUUCAUAUCUACUAUCGCCCAAGAAAACUUAAAUUUGACCGGUGAAGACGUCAAAAUUGUAAAGUCUUUAAAUAUCCAAACAGAACAACCGUCAAACUCUGCAAAAUCUGCGCCGAAGUGCGUCUGAAUAUGACUUUUAUAAAUGAUUUUGAAUUUAAUAAAACUAAUCGAGUACCCGCGCC
Molecule: messenger RNA, 1392 nt
Organism: Drosophila takahashii
Lineage: Eukaryota; Metazoa; Arthropoda; Insecta; Diptera; Drosophilidae
Gene: vrs
Product: versager
Source: RefSeq, a predicted model, not a curated record